Molecule: messenger RNA, 813 nt
Organism: Vicia villosa (hairy vetch)
Lineage: Eukaryota; Viridiplantae; Streptophyta; Magnoliopsida; Fabales; Fabaceae
Exons: 5
Coding region: 1-813 (270 amino acids)
Source: RefSeq, a predicted model, not a curated record
AUGUUAGAUGUAUGGGAAAUGGACACCGAGAGUUGCAUAAUUGUUAAUUUGGAUAAGUAUGGUCAACCCAUUGGUCCUGAAGGUACGACUGUUACUCGUUUCAUAGGGAGUUUGGUUCGAAGGAAACAAUAUGCUUCCAUUAAAUACAAAUCUUGGAAAGUUAUGCCGGACAAGGAAAAAGAUGAAAUGUUGGCACAAAUAGAGACCAUAUUUGAGUUCGUUCCUCCUAUGAAUGACAUUGCAAAACAAAUGUUGAAACUUGAGAUGAAUAUUAAGUGGAAACAAUGGAAGUGUGAUUUAAAAUCAAAGGCAUUUGACCCAAGUAAAACAGAAGAAGAAGUUGCAUCUUUUAUACCAGAUUGUAGAGUUGACCCAGAUCAAUAUCGUGAAUUGGUUCAUCAUUGGUUUUCUGAAGAAGCACAAAAUCGUGCUAAAUAUGAAGAUAUUCAUUGUAUGGGUACAAAAAGCCUCCCAAGAUUGAUCAAUGAAAAGGCCAAAGGAGCGUCGCCCACACGCAAAGAGAUUUACAUUGAUACCCGUACUCGCAAAGAUGGUUCAGUUGUUAAUGAAAAGGCUGCAAGAUUGAUUGAAGAACUAAACAAACAUAAUAAUGAGGCUGAAACUUCUCAAUCGAUCGAAAAGACACCGAGUCAUUUGCCUUGGACGGAUGACAUUUAUUCCCAAGUAAAAGGACCUGAAAAGAGGGGACGUGUGAAAUGUUUAGGUAAUAUUCCCAAACCUAAAAAAUCAAAAGCUUCUUUGUCUGAAAAUCAAGAGUUGAGGGAUGAACUUAAGAAAAUGCGAGAAAGUUAA